AUGGCCGCCCCCGGCCAACCUUCCCCCCAGCAGCUGGCCGCUAUGCAGCAGCAGUUCGCUGCUGAGGCGGCCAAGCGAGGAAUGACCCCCGAAGACUUUGCCAAACAACAGCGCGAGCAAUUAAAUGCUGAAGCCGCAAAACAUGGCGUAUCGACUGAGGAAUAUGUCGCGCAACUCAGGAUGCGUGCAAUGGCUGCCCAGCAGAAGGCCGCCGAGGUUCAACGGCAACUCAACGCCAAGGGCGAGGGCUCGGGACAGCCAGGUCAACCAGGUCAACCUGGUCAGCCUCGACAGCCCGGUCAAGGCCCGCAGGCGCACACGCAACAGGUUCCUGUUAAUCCAAACAAUCCAAAGGAUCCCAAGGCGAUUGCAGUUGCGCAAUUCCUGCAAUCGCAAAACCUGAAGCCGAGAACAUGCAUCAUGGACGGGCAAAGGAAAGAUAUGUUCAAGGUGAAACGUGCAAUCCGUGCCCUUGAAUCACCUGCAUAUGCGAAAGCUCAGAAGAAGAACGCUCUCCUGCCGCCAGUGACCGACCGCGCCUCGGCUGAAAACGUAUUCAAGCUCCUCCCCUUAUCCAUUCUUGCCCUUCGAGUCUCGAAGGUCGAUCCUCAUGCUGGCCACAACCAUGGCAAGGCGAAGAGAGUCAAGGGACUAUGGACAGUGAAAAUCGAGCAGCACCAGGAAGCCGAUCCGAUGAUGCACUACGUCUGGCUGUAUGAGGGCCCGCAAUGGAAACAGAAGGCAAUGGCUGCUGCCGUAGUGGCCGGAAUAUUUGCGGUCGUACUGUUCCCUCUUUGGCCCAUGGUUUUGAGGCAAGGAGUGUGGUACUUGAGUGUAGGCAUGAUGGGCCUCCUUGGUCUCUUCUUCGCCAUGGCUAUAUUUCGUCUUAUUCUGUUCUGUAUCACCGUCUUUGCGGUACCCCCUGGUCUCUGGCUCUUCCCCAAUCUUUUCGAAGAUGUCGGUUUCUUCGAUAGCUUCAAGCCCACAUGGGGAUGGCAAGAGAAGAAGAAGUCCAAGAAGGCUCCAACUGCCCAGGCUGCGGAGUCGGCUCCAACGGCAACUACGACUGCAACUGCAAGCGCAGACACAUCUGGUCCAGUAAAGCGUGACCUAGCACCCCGUGUUGAGGAAGUUACGGAGGAGUGA
This is a messenger RNA of Aspergillus versicolor CBS 583.65, 1146 nucleotides long. RefSeq names its product Sec62 family protein translocation protein. Lineage: Eukaryota; Fungi; Ascomycota; Eurotiomycetes; Eurotiales; Aspergillaceae. Gene Ontology annotation, biological process: post-translational protein targeting to membrane, translocation. Gene Ontology annotation, cellular component: endoplasmic reticulum membrane; endoplasmic reticulum. Bases 1 to 1146 code for a protein of 381 amino acids. The record is from RefSeq and is a predicted model, not a curated record. The transcript has 3 exons.